Molecule: messenger RNA, 333 nt
Organism: Metschnikowia bicuspidata var. bicuspidata NRRL YB-4993
Lineage: Eukaryota; Fungi; Ascomycota; Pichiomycetes; Serinales; Metschnikowiaceae
Exons: 1
Coding region: 1-333 (110 amino acids)
Source: RefSeq, a predicted model, not a curated record
AUGGCGGUUCCUUUCGAAGGCUUGUUGCCAUAUGCGAUCAUGACGGCGUUUUUCGGUCUCGCCGGUCAUGGUGUGGGAUACAUCAGAUACUGGGAUAACGGAUGGAAGAACGACAGAUAUAACUUGGACCCAUGGGACCUCAAGAUGAUGGAAAGAGACCUUCUUUUGACCGGCACAAAGAGAGGCCAGAUCAGUGAUGCGGUUGCUCCUGAGCACUUCAAAACCUCGCACAUCACCAAGGAGGGUUACUGGUCCGCUUACAAAGACCAGUACUUCAGUCUCAGGGAAAGAUUGUACAGAGGCUACGUCUUCGGCACGUGGGACUUCUCGUAA